Molecule: messenger RNA, 1119 nt
Organism: Sordaria macrospora k-hell
Lineage: Eukaryota; Fungi; Ascomycota; Sordariomycetes; Sordariales; Sordariaceae
Source: RefSeq, a predicted model, not a curated record
AUGCGUUUCUCUACUACCUUGCCGCUGGCGGCUUUCGUUACCCUUGCCAGAGCUCAUGGAGUUAUUCUCGCCGCUCAGGGAGAGUCUGGUUCGCCACCAUCAGUUGGAUUCGGAGUCAAUCCCGAAAUCGCCCGCAACUGCACCACCAUCAACCCUUGCCAGCUCGAUUCGACCAUCAUCCGCGAUGCGGAGAUCAAGGCGAACCUGGUCAACAACUGCGGCCGCACGCAGCUCGCCGGCAACAUCGACGUGGCCGAAAACACCGAGGCAGCGCUCUCCGACGGUUCCGUGACCCAAGUGAGGGCAGGCAGCAAGAUCACGGUGACGAUUCACCAGGUCAACGCCGAUGGCGCCGGCCCUUAUGUCUGCGACCUGGACGAGGCCUCCAACUCGGGUCUCAUCAGCCAGAACCUGACCGUCACCAACAAUGUGCCCGGAGCCAACGGCAUCUCGCAGAACAAGAUCCAGGAGUUCAACUUUACCGUGACGAUGCCGGAUAACUUUAAGUGCACUGGCGCCUCAACAGGCGACAUCUGCACCGUCCGGUGCCGCAACAACGCCGUCGCCGGUCCCUUUGGCGGCUGCUUCGCCGUCCAACAAGUCGACACCGAGCCGACCACCAACACGCCCGACUCGGUCGCCACAUUCAAGUCCAUCGACCAGAUCGAGGACGAGCGCAUGAUCAACGUGGCCACGCUACCCAUCGCCGUCGAAGCUAACCGCAAGGCCGGCUCCAGCGAAGCCCAACAGAACGCCGCCGCCGUCGACGCCAUCCUCAAGGCCGGUUUCGUGAGCAAGUCCGCCCCCGUGCUCACGCCGACCGUGGUACUCGGUGGUAACGGCGCCGUGGCUACCGGUACUGCUACCGGUGGAAACGCGGUGGCUACGGGUGGUGCUGGUGCUGGUAAUGGUACUGGCCGUAACAACGGUGGCAACAAUAACAACGCUGGAGCUGGCACCGCAGUGGCUUCCGCCCCAGCUGCCACGAACACCGCUCGUGUCCGCAAGGGAAAGAACAGGGGUACUCAGAACGGCGGCGGUCAGGACCAGACUCAGAACCAGCAGCAACAGCAGCAGAACGGUCAGAACCAGAACCAGAACCAGCAAAACCAGAACUAG